This is a messenger RNA of Cladophialophora immunda, 939 nucleotides long. RefSeq lists its product as uncharacterized. The transcript has a single exon. Gene Ontology annotation, cellular component: membrane. Lineage: Eukaryota; Fungi; Ascomycota; Eurotiomycetes; Chaetothyriales; Herpotrichiellaceae. Bases 175 to 939 code for a protein of 254 amino acids. The record is from RefSeq and is a predicted model, not a curated record.
CGGGACGACAUUCCUCCGACGUCCACCGGAUACGCUAUGUCCGACGGGAGACCAGCAGCGACCAGGUACCAAGUACAAAAGCGCAGGAUGUUCUGCAGAAUGAGAACAACCUCUUAAUAGACAAGCCAGCAGAGCAGAGAUCUCAACUUCUCUGUCCAGGCUAUUACCCCCAAUAUGUCAUCAUCAGUCACAGCAGAUCACACUGUCGUCCUCAUCACAGGCGCCAACCAAGGGAUCGGCUAUGAGUGCGUCAAGAAGCUGGCCGCUGAACAAGCCAACUACCACAUCCUGCUCGGCUCCCGAAGUCUACAACGAGGAAAAGAGGCAGCCAGCAGCAUAACAGAUCUGGCCCAAGGGACCUCGGUCGAACCUCUCGAGCUCGAUGUCGAUGACGACGAGUCCAUUGCCAGAGCUGCCAAAUACGUCGAGGAGAAGUUCGGCCGGCUUGACGUCCUGCUCAACAAUGCCGGAAUCAGUAGUGUCAAGGACGUGGGGUUCCGCGAGAGCAUGACUCAAGUGCUUCAGACCAACACCGUCGGCGCCGCAUGCGUGACGGAAGCAUUCAUUCCGUUGAUGCGAAAGGCCCAGAUCCCGCGGCUCCUGUUCAUGUCCUCCGGGCUCGGCUCUAUCACACUCGCUCUGGACCCUUCUUUCCCAUACUACGGGUUGGGAAAUGCACCCGGGAUCAAGGGAUAUAUAGUGUCGAAAUGCGCAGAGAAUAUGGUCGGGGCACUGUAUGCGGUUCAGCUGGGGAAGGAGGGCUUCAAGGUCAACAUGGUUUGCCCAGGCCACAGGGCCACCAACUUGAACGGGUACAACAAGCAGGCCGGCAAAGCUGCCGAUGGGGCGCUCGAGGCAUGUCGACUAAUCGUUGACACUGACAAGAAUGGGCAGCAUGCGACUUUCACCACUUCACCAGAGACCCAGUACCCGUGGUGA